This is a messenger RNA of Rhineura floridana, 4500 nucleotides long. RefSeq names its product EF-hand calcium binding domain 12 (gene EFCAB12). Bases 213 to 2240 code for a protein of 675 amino acids. Lineage: Eukaryota; Metazoa; Chordata; Lepidosauria; Squamata; Rhineuridae. The transcript has 10 exons. The record is from RefSeq and is a predicted model, not a curated record.
UGAACACGCGUAAGCAAGAACAAGGCGCUGCUGUUAGGUCUUGCCCUUUUGCUACGGGGCCUCCUGUAAGCUGCACAAGAGAAGGGGAAUUUCCCAGCUCUGGUUUCUGUUGUCCCACAGUCCCUCUGCCGAUUUGAGACGAGAAGAGAGCUGCAAACCGAUCGGACGGGCUUUUCGUGCGGAGGCGUACAGUUGUACACGGAAACAGCCUCAUGUCGACCAAAGUGGAACAGAUGAGUUGGACAACAGGAAUAUCAGGGAGUGAGAUUGGAUCCUGGGAAGUUAGCUCUACCUCUCAACCUCGGUCCAGUUUUGUUCCUUCAACCAGGCGUGAAAGUGAUGUCAUAUCUAAUGAAGGGUUACUCAAAGAAUCCCCCUCUGAAAGUCUGAAUUGGGUUUUAGAGCACUGCUUUCAACAAUACAAACUCAGAGAUGCUUAUCCACAUUUUUUCUUUAAAGUGAAAAAAAGUAGAUUUGGUCCCCCCAAAUCGCGCCGCCGCAUUAUUAUCGCUCCUCCUAUGAGUGGCAUGGCUGCUAGCGGGCCCAAACCUCAUCCACCAGCACCUUCUGUUCCAGAGCAGAAACCCCCAGGCCAGAGAACUCUGGAGGCAGAAGAAAAAAUCUCUCCAGAGGAGGAGGAAUUGCGAGAGCUGGAGGCUUGGAUCAAGGAAAGAAAACAACUGCAGGAUCUGCUGAACAACUGUGUGAACAUUGAGAAAUGGUUAACAGGAAAACAGCCUCUCAAUGAGCAGGAGCAACAUGUGUUGGGAAAAAUACAAGAAAGUAAGGAAGUGAAGAAGGCCAAAAUGGAAACCCUGUUAGAGGAAAUGGGAAGCAAAGAGGAUUUGACACUGAAGAAAGCAAGCAAAAAUGUAAUUCCUCUUAUUGAGGGUCCCUAUCCUGAGUCCCUCAUGACACUGCAGAACCUUCUGCACAAGCAGAAACUCAAGCUAGUGGACCUCUUUAAAAAAUCAGACAGGACCAAGACAAUGAGGUUCAGGAGAGCAGACUUCAUUAGAAUAAUCCAAGAGACCAAGGUGCCAAUCAGUAAAAGUGACCUGGAAGAUGUGAUCAUCUACCUCACUUCUUCAAAGAAAGGGAAUUAUAUAACCAGUGAAGAUCUGGUUGAAUGUCAGAGAAUAUGGGUGGACAACAUAAGAGAGCAGUGGAAACAAUCUAAAGAUUCAAAGCCAGAAGAAUUUGCACCUGCUGCCCCCAAAACAGCUUCUGUUCAUAGGAAAAGUCUUGCACCUAUUCGUAGCAAGGCCAGACUUUCAUCAGCUUGUGCACCAUGUGAGCCUAAGUUAAUCCAGUUGGAAGUUCCCCCCAUCAAUACUGAACCAGACCGCAUGCAUCUGACUUACAAUCAAAUGGAAGAGGUUGGGAAGAGAUACAAGGAAAUGAGGCGGCAGCUGAAGAGAAAGACCAGCCCCUUAGAGUAUGCAGAACAAUGUCGACUGGUGAGAUCUGGAGACCUGGUUGUGGAUGGCCACUGCUGCCCAAGCACCAUCCAGGGUGAAAUGGGAGAGCUGGUGGACCAGCAUCGCCUGGCUUGCCACCUGGUCUACACGCAAUGUCUCAAGCUCUGUGAAAAAUAUGGGGUUCCACUUACUGAAAAGCUGCUGAAAAAGGCUCUGCUCUACCCUGGAGAUAGAAUCGUCAGAGAGGGAAACAGCUUCCAGAAGAUGAGACAACCAGGGGGUUAUUAUGAUCUUUCUUCUACUGUCCAACGAGGAUCACCUUCAAGAGAACAGCCAAGUAGCUCUUCUGGGGAUCAAAAAAGAAAGCCAGAGGCAAAGGCUAAGAAGAAGCAGAUCAAAAAAGCAAAGACCCACAACUGCCGCUGGGAGUCAUUUGCAGAAUUUAAGAGACUAAUGGGAAGCCGCUCAAAAAGAUUGGUUCCUCCAAUGAAUUUUUGGACUGUAUUUGAAUUAGCCUUAGUAGACUCACCAGAUGAACUUGACCAACAAUAUAUGGAAAGAGAGCUGAGGAAAAUGUUUAGCUUUCUGAAUCCCUUGACUGACCCCAAUAGUUUCUGGCCAGGACACCUUCUUGAUAAACUGCGUCUCUUUCUACCCGGGGAGGCUCGUGAUGAAGGGAAUGCUAUAUUCAGCCAUGUUUCUCGCACACGCCCAGUCUAUCCUGCUCGUUACAAUCCUCACCGCAGCUGGCCAAUCAGUGACCAGAGAUAUGUGUCCUAUGGAGAUCCAGAAUCCCGAAAGCAUAAUUAUUAUAUCUGACAGUGUUUCAAAAUAUUCCACAAUACCGACAUUUCAUGACAAGUUGGCUCCUCCAGGGGAUUGGCUACAAAAAGCCAGUAUUCUAAGCAAAACGAACGAGGACAUGGUAAGAAGAUUUGUGACAAGGGUCUCGUUUGGCAAAAGGGGCUUUUCUAGACCAUCAGUAAACACAUGCCCCAAACGUAUGUUGUGACUUUAAGUGUUACGAAUGUCAGAAAGUAAAUAUGUGAGGUGGGUUUGGAGGACAUGUUUGCUAGCUCCAAGCCCCUCACUCUCCAUUCACUGAUAUUUUGUCAUUUUCCAACCUAUGAAAGGUGACUGAAGCUGGAGAAUCAGGGUGCUAAAAUGCAUGGGGAGCCUCCACAGAUACAGAAGGCUCCCCACUUCAGACAGUUACCUUCCAUGGGUUGGAAGGGAACGGGGUGGGGUGAAGGUAGUGUGCAUUUUCCCAGUACUUCCCCUCCUGUGCUUGCUUUGCUCCAUUUGUAAUGUGUGAAGAUGCCUCAUGCCAGAAUUCCACAGUGGUGUGAUACCUACUCUAUACUUUAUGGGACUGCAGGAACAGCCUUAUGUUGCUGUUCCCCUUAAAGGAAUAGAAGAAGUAUAGGGAAAGAUUCCUGUAGUGGAUGCCCAGCUAACAGAGCUUGCGGGAGGGACCAUAGGUCAGUGGUAGAGGCUAUGCUUUGUUUGCUGAAGAUCCCACUUAAAUGGAUCUUUGUACAUAAUCAGACUAAAGGACUAAUAUUCAAGUGGCGCAUGUGUUUAGCUAAAACAACGAGGAGUCUUGUGGCACCUUGAAGACUAAUGCAUUUAUUAUGGCAUCAGCUUUUAUGGACUACAAUCUAUAGCCCAUGAAAGAUUAUGCCAUAAUUUGUUAGCCUUCAUGGUACCACAUUACUCUUUAUUGUCUUGGCUGCAACCAACUUGUUGUGUAAAUUUGUAUAUUUCUUAAGCAGAGUAUAACAGCGGUCUGAAAUGCAUGUGUGCAUUUACCUAAGACAGCAGGCUUUUACCCUGCAUUGAGAUCACUGAGACUUAAGACUUAGUAAAAUAAGAAAGGCUACUUUAUUUAUAGAAAUACAUAGUAGAUAGAAAGGCAUACCUAGUUCUAACUAAGUUGGAGGCACAACACCCAGGCUUGGGAGUUGCCCUCGUGGCUAGGAGCGAGAGAGCAGAGACAAAGGGGUCUCCUCUCUCUUGGACAGUCGGAGAAGAGGAAAAGGCAGAAGGAGGAGGGGCAGAUAAGCUUCCCUUAAGACAUAUCAGUCUAACAACGGAAGGAAGUCAGUCAGAGCAUCACAGGUAAAGGUAGUCAAGCCUAGCCAUCUGGAGGACCCUAACUCUAUCUCCGUUCUGGAACAUAAACAAAAGAACAGAACAGGAAUUGCUGUUACCCCACUUCCAACACAACUAACAUGGCUACCCCUCUUGAAAAUGCAUUGGGCUGUCACAGCUAAUAGCUGAUACACCUGUCCUUUUAUCUGUUCGUCUGCAUCGUCUUUUAAAGCCAUCUUUGCAGAUUUCCAUGGCCAGCACCUUGUCUUGUGCCAACACAUUCUGUAAGUUAAGUGUGAAGAACUGUUCACAUGUGUCCUGAAUCUACGACCAAGCAAUCACAAAGGCUAGUCCCAAGUUCUAGUACAGGGGUCGCUAAGCUGUGGCCCUCCAGAUGUUUGACUCCAAGUUCUGUCAGCAUGGCCAGUGGUCAGGAAUGAUAAGAGUUGUAAUCCAACAACAUCUGGAAUGCCACAGAUUGCCCAUUCUUAAGUGUUUGUGGGGGAGUAGGAAAUUCUCUUUACUUACUCUCUUCAUGCUGUUCAGAAUUUUAUAAACCUCAAUCAAGUAUUCUCUUAGUUACCUUCUUCCCCCCUCCUCCCAAACAAAGGCAAAAGCUCCAAAGACUUUAGCCUUUUCUCGUAGGGAAGAUGGUCUGACCACUCGGUCAUUUGAAUUCCCCUUUUCUAUACAUUUUCCAGCACUCUCGUGUCCUAGACUGAGCUCCUGCUCAGUUUCUAAGCAUGAUGCGAAGUGGUAUUGUCGCACUGGGCUCCUACUGGGAGGAGGGGUGGGAUAUAAAUUCAAUAAAUAAAUAAAUAAACUUUAAAUUCCUAAAUGGCUCAGGAUCCAGGUAUCUUAAAGCAGCGUGGUCAGACUUCAGCCUGACGGGGUCUAUUUUUGGGAAAGGGCUGUAGCUCCAUGGUAGACUGUGACGCCCUUCCCUGGCUCUCCCUGUCAGGUUCCUACCUGCUCGUGGCUACUG